Molecule: messenger RNA, 423 nt
Organism: Staurois parvus
Lineage: Eukaryota; Metazoa; Chordata; Amphibia; Anura; Ranidae
Source: the annotation of a GenBank genome assembly
AUGUCCAGUCUUUACAGACAUCGGAGAUUUCAUACAGGGGAGAAGCCGUAUUCUUGUUCUGAGUGCGGGAAAUGUUUUUCAAGGAAUUCCAGUCUUUACAAACAUCAGAGAUCUCACAUGGGGGAGAAGCCACUUUCCUGUUCUCAGUGUGGGAAAUGUUUUUCACAAAAGUCGGAUCUUUACACACAUCAGAGAUCUCACAUGGGGGAAAAGCUGUAUGCCUGUCCUGUGUGCGGGAAAUGUUUCAUAUAUAAAUCAGCACUUGUUACACAUCAGAGAUCUCACACGGGGGAGAAGCCGUAUUCCUGUCCUGAGUGCGGGAAAUAUUUUUUUCAAGGAGCUUCAAUCUUUCCAGGCAUCAGAGAUCUCACACGGAGGAAAAGCCACGUUCCUGUCCUGAGUGAGGGAAAUGUCCCUCACUGA